GCAUCUAUAUAUCAGCUUCCUGGAAUAAUUCUAUAAUGAGAUCCUUUAUGGGAAUCAUCUGUGCUCUCUCAGCACUUGUAACAAAAGGUUAUUCUCUCUCUUGUGCAAUAUGUGAGAGCUCUAGUUCAUCCUGUAUAGGCGUAACUGUAAAUUGUCCAGCUAACUACAAAUGUGGAACUUUAUAUGCACUUUCCACUGCAGGUGGCUAUUCCACUGCAUCAUUUUUUAGGUUUUGUGCCCCGGCAAGUGUAUGUGACUUAAAGGGAGAUAUCAGGAGUAAAGAUAUGACAAUACAAACUGCCACAUCUUGUUGUAGCACUGAUAACUGUGUUCCAGAAACACCCCAAUUAUCAUCCAUUGGGAAUGUAACAAAUGGAUUGACCUGUAACUCCUGCUAUGCUGGAAACAAUGACUGGUGUUACCCUGAGGAUACAGUGGAUUGUGUUGGAAAUGAAAAUAGGUGCAUUUUCUAUUCUAGAAUUGCUGGAGGAACCAGUGUUGUACUUCAGGGAUGUGCUACUAGUUCUAUCUGUAACUAUGGAAAUUUAAACAUUGUUUCUGGGCUUUUUGUUAUAUGCACCACUGGAAUUACAGGUAACUCUCUCUUGUGUAAAACAUGUCAGGGCUUUGGUUCCACGUGUGAAGGCCCCAUUGUAAAUUGUCCAGCUGGCUACGUAUGUGGUUCUUUAUACUCAAGUACCACAGUAGGCAGCCAAAGCGAUGAAUCCAUUUUCAGAUUUUGCACCCCUGCAAGUGUAUGUAACUCACAGGGAGAUAUCAGAAAUGUAGAUGCAACAAUUCUAGUUGCCACAGCUUGUUGUAAUACUGAUUUAUGCACUCCAGUUUUACCCCAGUUACCAUCUAUGAGCAAUCAAGAAAAUGGAUUGACCUGUGCAUCUUGUUACGCUGCAAACGCUGCACAGUGUGACCCUCAGAAUAACGUGAAAUGUACUGGAAAUGAAAAUAGUUGCAUUCUGUAUUCAAGUCCUUCAUUAGGGGGCAAAUUUGCAGUUCGAGGCUGUGCUACACAAAAUAUCUGUGACUAUGGAAAUCUGAAUUUGGUUGAUGGUGUUUCUGUGUCAUGUACAAUUGGAAGUACAGGUAACUCUCUCUUGUGUAAAAAAUGUCAGGGCAUUGGUUCCACGUGUGAAGGCCCCAUUGUAAAUUGUCCAGCUGGCUACGUGUGUGGUUCUUUAUACUCAAGUACCACAGUAGGCAGCCAACGCGAUGUAUUCAUUUCCAGAUUUUGCACGCCUGCAAGUUUAUGUAACUCACAGGGAGAUAUCAGAAAUGUAGAUGGAACCAUUCUAGUUGCCACAGCUUGUUGUUAUACUGAUUUAUGCACUCCAAUUUUACCCCAGUUACCAUCUAUGAGCAAUCAAAAAAAUGGAUUGACCUGUCCAUCUUGCCUUGCUGCAAACGCUGCACAGUGCGACCCUCAGAAUAUCGUGAAAUGUACUGGAAAUGAAAAUAAGUGCAUUCUGUAUUCAAGAACUUCAUUAGGGGGCAAAUUUGCAGUUCGAGGCUGUGCUACACAAAAUAUCUGUGACUAUGGAAAUCUGAAUUUGGUUGAUGGUGUUUCUGUGUCAUGUACAGGUAACUCUCUCUUGUGUAAAAAAUGUCAGGGCAUUGGUUCCACGUGUGAAGGCUCCAUUGUAAAUUGUCCAGCUGGCUACGUGUGCGGUUCUUUAUACUCAAGUACCACAGUAGGCAGCCAAAGCGAUGAAUCCAUUUUCAGAUCGUGCAUCCCUGCAAGUGUAUGUAACUCACAGGGAGAUAUCAGAAAUGUAGAUGCAAAAAUUCUAGUUGCCACAGCUUGUUGUGAUACUCAUUUAUGCACUCCAGUUUUACCCCAGUUACCAUCUAUGAGCAAUCAAGAAAAUGGAUUGACCUGUGCAUCUUGUUACGCUGCAAACGCUGCACAGUGUGACCCUCAGAAUAACGUGAAAUGUACUGGAAAUGAAAAUAGGUGCACUCUGUUUUCAAGUACUUCAUUAGGGAACCCAUUUACAGUUCGAGGCUGUGCUACACAAAAUAUCUGUGACUAUGGAAAUCUGAAUUUGUUUAAUGGCAUUUCUGUGUCAUGUACAAGUGGAAGUGCAGGUCUCCAAAGUGUAUUUUUCUUUCCAACACUUUAUACUCUUGUAUUUUGUCUCUUAAAAUGUAUUUAGUUGACAAAUUUAGCCAUCUUAUAAUUCUGAUAAUCUUACAGUGUAUACAAGUAGAGAGUAGAUAUCCAUGGAAUUCUGGGUUAGAAAUACACAUAAUAGAUGUUAUGCCCUAAUUACAUGUUUUAUUUUGCUAAUUUUUUUUCACUAUGGGCUAGAUUACAAGUGUAACGUGCGAUAAAUAAUCAGCCAUUGCAAGUGACUGGUUAUUGCUACUGCGAGCUUGCGGUAACAAUUAGCGCUUAUAAUAUUAAACAGAGAUCAAAUCUCUGGUUAAUUUUAUAAAUGUGCCCCAAAUACCCCCAAAAUACAGUGGUGUAUAAAAACAUAAAAAUUGUAACAUUUUUAUUUUUUAGUAAAAUAACUGAACCAGGCAGUUUUUGUGGGUUAAAGAUGGCAGGAGUGAGGUCUUAGAAAAAAAACGGCACUGAAAAGUGCCUUUACAUUGCGAUCUAUGGGAAAACUAAUAACUGAACCAUUCACAUAAUAAUAUACAGGAAAAACAUUUGUAUUGUUAAAAUGCAUAAAAAAUCAAAAGAAAAUACUUCCCCAAAGAUAGUAUUUUAUCCAAAAUGUAAAAUUAGUAUGUAGAUUACACAUAAAUAAAUCAUAUUAAACAGGCACAAUGUAAAUCAUAAUUUAACCCCUUAGUGACCACAGCACUUUUCAAUUUUCUUACCGUUUGGGACCAGGGCUAUUUUUACAUUUCUGUGGUGUUUGUGUUUAGCUGUAAUUUUCCUCUUACUCAUUUACUGUAGCCACACAUAUUAUAUACCGUGUUUAUCGCCUUUAAAUGUCUAUUUUUAAAGAUACCAUUAUUUUCAUCAUAUCUUUUAAUUUACUAUAAAAAUUAUAAAAUAUGAUGAAAAUGAAAAAAAAAAAAAACACUUUUUCUAACUUUGACCCCCACAAUCUGUUACACAUCUACAACCACCAAAAAACAACCAUGCUGAAUAGUUUCUAAAUUUUGUUCUGAGUUUAGAAAUACCCAAUGUUUACAUGUUCUUUGCUUUUUUGCAAGUAAUAGGGCAAUAAGUACAAGUAGCACUUUGCUAUUUCCAAACCAUUUUUUUUUAAAUUAGCAAUAGUUACAUUGGAACACUAAUAUCUGUCAGGAAUCCCUGAAUAACCCUUCACAUGUAUAAUUUUUUUUAGUAGACAACCCAAAGUAUUGAUCUAGGCCCAUUUUGGAAUAUUUUAUGCCACCAUUUCACCGCCAAAUAUAUGGCUUUGGCAUACAUUUUUGGCAAUUAGAAGGCUGCUAAAUGCUGCUGCGCACCACACUUGUAUUAUGCCCAGCAGUGAAGGUGUUAAUUAGUUAGCUUGCAGGGUUAAUUUAGUGUAGUAGACAAUCCAAAGUAUUGAUCUAAGCCCAUUUUGGUAUAGUUCAUGCUACCAUUUCACAGCCAAAUGCGAUCAAAUAAAAAAAAAAUGUUCACUUGUUUACUAACUUUUUCACAAA
Molecule: messenger RNA, 3630 nt
Organism: Bombina bombina (fire-bellied toad)
Lineage: Eukaryota; Metazoa; Chordata; Amphibia; Anura; Bombinatoridae
Exons: 17
Coding region: 36-2171 (711 amino acids)
Source: RefSeq, a predicted model, not a curated record